AGGUUAGUUUCAAGCUGCAAAAACAAAUCUAAAUACUUGUACUCUGGUCUCUUUAUCUGUGUGCACCAGAUAGAUUCCACUUGUUAAGAAUUUCUCUCCUUUAGUCAUAUUAAGAAUGAAAACAAAAGUAACAUUUGCUGAUGAAGUAUCUUCUAAUAAUGUUAUUAGUUGCCAAGCAACUGAAAAAUUACUUUGUGAAAUCGAAGAUAAAAUCAGAAAUGCAUCUUUAACAUGUCAAACAUCACUGGAUGAGUUUUUAAAAGAUUUUGAUCAUUUGCGAACAGGCUUUGUUACAAAAGAGCAGUUUGAUCGAUGUUUAAAUCAACAUUUAAAUAUAGUAUUGAAACACGAUGAAGAUAAUGUCCUUAUGGAAAAGUAUGGUCAUAACUAUCCUCUUCCUCGAAUGUUGAACUACAGAAGUCUUUGUCAAACUAUUGAUUCAACACAGCCAAAGACAAAAUCAAAACAGUCAGCUCAUCAAAAGAGUGAUUCAUUUGAUCAUCAAGAAUCAUCACAUAAAGAAUUCAUGGCAUUGUUGGAGCGUAUUGCACCAUAUUAUCAGUAUCAUGGAAUAAGUAUUAAAACCUGUUACAAAGAUUUCGAUUUGCAUAAUAUUGGGUUGGUGACUGAAAGCCAGUUUUACCGAUGUUUUCCUGGGCCAUCUGAUGUAAAUGCUGACGAAUUAAAACUUCUUGCUCAUCAUUAUUUUUGCCCAAAUAAUAAAGGCAUGUGUGAUUACUUAGACUUUCAUAAAGAUAUUGUAAACAUUAUCAAUGCAUCAAAUGAGUCAAAAAAAAUAUUACAUUCCUCUGAAAUACAGCAUAUUACAAAAAGAAAGGUUUUCAAUGAUGCUAAUUUUAAUGAUGUGUUAGAAAAAAUUAAAGUUGCUACUUUCAAGAAUGGAAUACGCUCAACUGAAUUUUUCAUAGACCAUGAUAAGUUAAGAAGUGGUUUGGUUACAAAAAACCAGUUUAUAUGCGGUAUCCAAUUAUGCUGUGGAGAACAGGCUAAUUUAUCAAGUAAAGAAAUUGACUUGUUAAUAGAACAUUAUACAUCAGAUGAUGGUCGUGUGCGAUACAGAGAGUUUUGCCAUGUGAUAGAAAAUGCAUUUAAUAUUCCUGAACUAGAGAAAAACCCAUCUCUUAAUGUUUAUCGACCUCCUGUUGGGGCAUUAGCACAAAAGCCAAAUUUGUUACGAGACGAAGAAGAGGAAAGAGUUUGCAAAAUUUUAUUUCAACUUCGAGAAGUAGUAAAAAAGAAAAGAUUAAUGUUAACAUACUUUAAAGACUUUGAUCAGGGUAAAUGUUAUACGCAAGGUAUGAGUAAAACUCGUUUUAGCCGAAUGCUGCACAUGGUUGGGUUGGAUAUUCAACCAUCAGAUUUGGAAGUAGUAUAUAGAAAGUUUGAAUACCCAGUUAGUGGAGAUAUAAAUUACCCUGCAUUUAUAAAAUGUAUUGAUCAAGAAUAUUAUGCAAAACCUCCAGUUAGUGAUGAUCAAGACACAACAAAAACUGUUUUUCCAUCAAGCUCUGAGAAAGAAAUAUGCAGUGAAUCAGUGAUAGAUGUAAAUGAAGUAAUCAAACGAAUCAGUCAUCAUAUUUUUGUGUACAGGAUUAGAAUAGCAGAAUUUUUCCAAGAUUAUGAUCCUCUACGACAUGGAUCUAUACCAAUAUCUCGUUUUCGAAUGGGUUUAAGUGCUUCAGGUCAACAGGUUACUGAACAGGAAAUAAAUGCUCUUUUAAAAAAAUAUCAAGACAUAAAUAUAAAGGAAAACAUUCUUUGGCUACAUUUUGUGAAUGAUGUGGAAAAAGUUUUAAAUCAAAAAAGCUUUGAAAAAAGCCCCACAAUUAAGUUGGUAUCUUCAGAAGAUGUUUUGAUGUCAAAAGCUUCUUCUAACUGGGAAUCUCAAUCUGAUGAAGCAAAAAAUGCUUUUAAUAAUGUAAUACAAAGUAUGAAAGAAAAGAUAGAGCAAAGAAGAACUUUGACCAAACCCUUUUUCCAAGAUUUUGACAAGCAUCAUCGUGGUUAUGUAACAAAAUCUCAGUUUUGUCAAUGUAUGACAUAUCUAAAUUUAAGUUUUAAUGAAGAGGACAUAGAUAUAGUUUACAAAAGGUUUAGUGAUGCAGCAGGAUUCAACUACAUAAAAUUCUUAGAUGAACUGCAACCAGCUGAAAAAUAUGAACACAUAUACUUAAAGCGAAUUAAUGAUUUAAAAAUUUUAGACAAAGCCAAGAUAGUUGAAGAAAGAAAAGACAUCUAUAAUAAUGAAAGAAAAGAUAAUGUGAUGAACAAGAUCCGAUCAAAGGUUUUUCGAGAAUCAAUACGAAUACACGAGUUUAUGAAAGAUUUUGAUAAAUUGCGAACUGGGAAAAUGCUAAAGAUCAAUUUUCCUAGAGCAUUAAACAUUUCAUCUUUAAGACUAACGGCAUAUGACAUUGAUACAGUUAUGGAUUACUACAAGUCAGAAGGAAAUUCUAACUAUGUGGAUUACAAUAGGUUUUGUGAUGAUGUUGACAGUGUGUUUACUACUAAAGGUCUUGAGGUAAAUCCAACACUGGUUCCUAUUCAAUACAAACCUAAAUCAAAAAAUUCGCUUAUUCAGCUUUCUUCUGAUGCUGAAGAAAUGAUUGAGACAGUCAUCCAUCGCCUUGCUGAUCGUGUCAGGAUACGCAGAAUCCAGCUUUUCCCAUUGUUUGAGGAUUAUGAUCGAUUUCACAACGGAACUGUGUCUCGUUCUCAACUACACCGCGUUCUUAGUGAGCUAGAACUAGGAAGCAUUGUUAGCGAGCAAGAAUUUCAUGCUUUGUAUGAAAAAUUUCUAUCUGUUAUUGGAGGGAAACUUGACUUUAAUUAUAAAGCUUUUUGUGAUAUGGUAAACAAUUAUGCAAACUUUGACCCAAACAUUCCUUGAAAAAAACUUAAAAGACAUUCGUUUCCUAGGAGAUUAUUUUGAUGCACAGUUUAAUUUUAUUCUCUAACUAUCAUGUUUAUCUAUUUUAUCUAUAAUUGUAUUUAUAAAUUUUUUUUAAAAUAAAAGUAAUUAAAGUUUUUAA
Molecule: messenger RNA, 3053 nt
Organism: Hydra vulgaris (swiftwater hydra)
Lineage: Eukaryota; Metazoa; Cnidaria; Hydrozoa; Anthoathecata; Hydridae
Molecular function (GO): calcium ion binding
Source: RefSeq, a predicted model, not a curated record